This is a messenger RNA of Trichoderma harzianum CBS 226.95, 703 nucleotides long. RefSeq lists its product as hypothetical. The record is from RefSeq and is a predicted model, not a curated record. NCBI's taxonomy places the organism in Eukaryota, Fungi, Ascomycota, Sordariomycetes, Hypocreales, Hypocreaceae. The transcript has a single exon. Bases 4 to 417 code for a protein of 137 amino acids.
CACAUGAAUAACACCCCUGUUUGCUAUACAAGCAGCCUAUCAACUACCCAAAUAGGAAAAUACAUCAAUCCCUUUUUCAGUAAGCCCAAAAAUCAAUACCAUAUACCAACGCAAACCAUACAAGCAUGGCUAAGUCAACAAACUCACCCACAACAUCCAUCGCAUCAACGUCCCCAAGCACCACAACCAAAGCACAACGUAACAUCAACUCCAACCCAAACUAAAUCACACCCUCCACCCCCUCUCCCUUCAAUAAUCCCAAUUACCAAAUCCAGUCAUGAGGCGAAGCGUCUCUCCCUCCUUGUUCGUGGUACGCACCACGCCCAAAGUGAUUGGUCGAGUUUCACGCAUGGGGGUACCGAGAACCGAGAGAAAAAAAAUCUCACAUCAGCUGCGUUUUGCAGGGAAUGCUGCUAGCACUGCACAAAACAGGUAAAGGAAGAAUUCAAGGGAAGCCAGCCAAAGGGAAACCCAGUAUGCAAAAUUCAAACAGGCCAUGCAACCAUAGACAGGGGAAGAAGUCUCAAAGCCUCAAGUGCACGCCACACACACACACAAAAGAGAAAACAAAACCAACAUGUAGAUCAAGUAUGUGAUCUUAUUAAGAUAAAGUAGUAGUAAAACAGGGUAGCUAAAAAGGAACUGUGAAGAAUGACAAAAGUCGUUUCGCAUCCUUAAAGCGCGAAGGGAAUAGAGUUUUUUU